UUCCUUCCUUCUUUUCCUCUCUGUCUGUACCUCACUACUUUCUUCACAUUUCAUUCCUCUUCUUCCCCAGGCUCCCUUUCUCUCUCUAAAACCCUAAAUCUUUCCUUUUUCUUUACUUUUCUUUAUCUCUCAAAAAACAAAAACAAAAACAAAUACAGGGGUUUUUUUUUUCCUUUCUAAAUUAAUAAAUGGAUUUAUGGGUAGCGUUUAUGUCACUAGUAUUAGUGUUAAGUCCAUGCUUCGGGUCAGCUGGGGACAUAGUACACCAAGACAAUAUUGCUCCGAAGAGGCCUGGUUGCGACAACAACUUCGUACUGGUAAAAGUCCCAGUGUUGGUAGAUGGUGUAGAGGAAGCUGAGUAUGUUGGUGUCGGUGCUCGUUUUGGUCCUACCUUGGAAUCGAAGGAGAAACAUGCUAAUCACACUAAACUUGCUAUGGCAGACCCUCCUGAUGGCUGCACCAAACCGAAAACUAAGUUUUCAGGGGAAUUCAUUCUUGCACACCGAGGAAAUUGCAGCUUCACAACCAAGGCAAAUAUUGCUGAAGAUGCAGGUGCUUUAGCAAUAAUUAUAAUAAACAACCAGACAGAACUUUUCAAGAUGGUCUGUGAAACAAAUGAGAGUGAUGUAGAGAUAGGCAUUCCCACUGUCAUGCUCCCGCAAGAUGCCGGUGCAAACUUGGAAAGGUGGCUAAAGAACAGCUCCAUGGUUUCUUUGCAAGUAUACUCUCCUCGGCGUCCGCCAGUGGAUGUUGCGGAGGUGUUUUUGUGGUUGAUGGCUGUCAGUACGAUAAUAUGUGCUUCUUACUGGUCGGCACGGAGCGCAAAAGAAGCAGCUAUGGAGCUGGAUAAGCUCUUAAAGGAUGGUUCGGAUCUAGAUAUGGAUGGGUUUGGUUCUAAUGGUGCUGUGGACAUUAGUGUGCCAUCAGCCAUUCUCUUUGUUGUUAUUGCUUCUUGUUUUCUGGUUAUGUUAUACAAACUCAUGUCAUUCUGGUUCAUUGAGGUUCUGGUGGUUCUAUUUUGCAUUGGUGGCAUAGAGGGCCUCCAAACUUGCUCGGUGUCUUUAUUAUCUUGUUUCAGAAGGUUUCGACAUGCUGGGGAGUCGUUUAUUAAAGUUCCCUUGUUCGGAGAUGUCUCAUAUCUUACGUUAGCAGUUUCUCCCCUCUGCAUUGCAUCUUCUGUUCUUUGGGCAGUUUAUCGACGCUAUUCGUUGGCUUGGAUUGGGCAGGAUAUCCUUGGCAUUGCAUUGAUAAUCACAGUUCUUCAGAUUGUUCGUGUACCAAACCUCAAGGUUGGAACAGUUCUUCUCAGUUGCGCAUUCUUGUAUGACAUUUUCUGGGUUUUCGUAUCAAAAUUGUGGUUCCGUGAGAGUGUAAUGAUAGUGGUAGCUCGUGGUGAUAAGAGUGGAGAAGAUGGAAUCCCGAUGUUGCUUAAGAUUCCGCGGAUGUUUGAUCCCUGGGGUGGCUUCAGCAUAAUUGGGUUCGGUGAUAUUAUAUUACCCGGAUUGGUGGUAGCUUUUUCACUAAGGUAUGAUUUUCUGGCAAAGAGAAGUUUUCGAGCGGGUUACUUCGUUUGGGCGAUGACUGCAUAUGGUUUAGGUCUCCUUGUCACUUACGUCGCUUUGAACAUGAUGGAUGGACAUGGCCAGCCGGCUUUGCUUUACAUUGUUCCGUUCACGCUCGGCACUUUUCUGACUUUGGGAAAGAAAAGAGGAGAACUCAAAACUUUAUGGUCAAAAGGAGCACCAGAGGGGCCCUGCACUCACAUCCGACUCCAACCGUCACAGUAGCAUAUGCCACAAAAGUUGUAUGUAAACCCCCCCUUUCACCCCCACGCCCAAGCCACAGUCCAGUAGGUAUAGUCAGUACAGGCAGCGCAGGAGUUUAGUCUGCAUAUAAGGUAUAGGAUGUAGAACUUGUAGAAUAAUCGAUAUAGCACUUGGGCUUUUAGGAUGCAGUGCACAAAAAAUGUAACCCCUGCUUUUACAUAGGCAUGAGUACUAUUACGAGCCAAAUCAGUGAGAGACUGCUCUAAGAGUAGGACCAUCUGAAAUUGAAUUCUCUAAUGCUAGAAUUUUUACUGAAAGCUGGAGUCAAAUGUCUGGGUUUGUGGGGAUUACUUGAGCUUCUUGAAGGUUUGGGUCCUUAAGUUUCCAGUUGAGCUCGUCAAAUGCUAUUUAUGCUAGAAAUUGUGACUUAAAAGGGGAGGGUGAUUGUUCAAUUA
Molecule: messenger RNA, 2221 nt
Organism: Tripterygium wilfordii
Lineage: Eukaryota; Viridiplantae; Streptophyta; Magnoliopsida; Celastrales; Celastraceae
Product: signal peptide peptidase-like 4
Exons: 14
Coding region: 189-1787 (532 amino acids)
Biological process (GO): membrane protein proteolysis
Cellular component (GO): lumenal side of endoplasmic reticulum membrane; Golgi-associated vesicle membrane; lysosomal membrane
Molecular function (GO): aspartic endopeptidase activity, intramembrane cleaving
Source: RefSeq, a predicted model, not a curated record